Molecule: messenger RNA, 1800 nt
Organism: Tachyglossus aculeatus (Australian echidna)
Lineage: Eukaryota; Metazoa; Chordata; Mammalia; Monotremata; Tachyglossidae
Gene: RFX5
Product: regulatory factor X5
Biological process (GO): regulation of transcription by RNA polymerase II
Molecular function (GO): DNA-binding transcription factor activity, RNA polymerase II-specific; RNA polymerase II cis-regulatory region sequence-specific DNA binding
Source: RefSeq, a predicted model, not a curated record
AUGGCCGAGGACGAGGCGGACCCCAAAAGCCCCAAGGCGGCCGGGGGGCCCCCCCCAGGGGGUGGAGACCCCGGCUCCCUCCUGCAGAAGCUGCGAGGUGGCAUCACAAAAAGCAUCCAGAACAAAGUUGAGCUUAUACUGCAAGACGUCCAGAAAUUCUCAGACAACGACAAGCUGUACCUCUACCUGCAGCUGCCCUCCAGCCCCAGCGCGGGGGACAAGAGCCUGGACCCGAGCGUGCACAGCACGGCCGAGCACAUGUACGCCUAUAACUGGAUCCGGGACCAUCUGGAGGAACACGUGGACACCUGUCUGCCCAAGCAGGACGUCUACGACGCCUACAGGCGAUACUGCGGCAGCCUCCGCUGCCGCCCGCUCGGAGCCGCCAACUUCGGCAAGAUCAUCCGCGAGAUCUUCCCCGACAUCAAGUCCCGGAGACUGGGAGGCCGGGGCCUGUCCAAGUACUGCUACAGUGGCAUCUGCAGGAAGACCCUGGUGUCCAUGCCGCUGCUGCCCAGCCUCGACCUCAAGGGCCCCGAGAAGGAGCCAGGCCUGGAGACGGCCCUGGGGCCGCAGGACGAGCUGCUGGAGGCGGCCUGCGCCCUGACCUGCGACUGGGCCGAGACCAUCCUGCGGCGCUCCUUCAGCUCCAUCGUGGAUGUGGCCCGCUUCCUGCUGCAGCAGCACCUCAUCUCCGCCCGCUCCGUCCGCGCCCGCCUGUUCUCCGACACCGUGCUCCCGACGGCCGCCACCGCCGCCGCCGACCCCGCUGAUGGCGGCGAGCGGCCCGGCCCGGGCCCCCGUCCCCCUGCCAAGAACGGGCUGGCGGCCCCCGAGGAGGCCAGCGACCCUCAGGCGACGAAGCCGGCCCGGCCGGAGGGCUGCCAGGAGGCACCACCAUCUCCAUCUCCUCGCCCCUCCGCUCUGCCCCUCGACCCCCAGCAGCCCCCGAAGGAACCGGCGCCGGAGAUCGCACCCCCCGUCCGCCCACCACCGGGCCCCGGGGGCCCCCGGAAGGCCAAGCGGAGCUCGGAGGCCUCCCCACGGGUGCCAACCGCCAGUAGCCCCCAGGUGAGCACCCUGGUCGCCCGGCAGCCCCCGCUCCGGCCCCACGUGCCCUGCCCGCCCCCGCCCCUGCACCGGCCCCGGCCCCUGUGCCUCUCUCCCCCUGUCCUGGCCCCCAAGCUGGUGCCCAGCGGGACCCUCAAGAUAGCCGCCCUGCCCCUGCCAGUGGGCGCGGGGGGACCCCGGGCCUCCCUGCCCAUCAUCAGCAUGAUCUUGCCCGCCGUGCCCGUCCCCCCGGCCUGGGCCGGGGGCCAGCGGGGCACAGAGGCGGGCGGCGGGGCGGCCCACCCCGGCCCCCGCGCCAGGGUCCCCAAGCGCCCGGCGGAGGGGCCCGCGGACGGCGGGGCCAAGGUAGCGAAGAAGGAAGGCCAGGAGGUGAGCCCGGCCGGCGGGGCCCGAGAAGGCAGGCGAAAGAGGGGUCGCCCCCGGAAGGAAACGGGCGGCCGGGAGAGGAGCCCCCCGUCGGAGAAGCCCGGGCCCCCCACGGACUCAGCCCGCCCGCCGGAGCCGGGUGGCGGAGCGGCCCGGGGCGGUGCUGGGGCGCAGAGGGGCAGCCAGGACUCCUCGGCGGAGGGCAAGGGGUCUAAGAAAGCCCCUCCUUGACCUCCUGGAGAGGGGGUGAAGGUGGGGAGGGGACCCGCCCCCCACACCCCAAAGCUCACAUCCUCCAACCUCCCUUUUACAACCCGUCCUCCGCAUCCACAUCUCCCAAUAAAAUCUGUUCCAUCUCCCGCC